AUGGAUGAUCAACAACCGCAGGAUGAUGAAAAUGUAAUGGAAGAAGAGGAUACAUUAGUUUUGCGAAUGGAAGCCAUGAUGUUGGCCGAGGAUCAAGAAGAUCGUCUUUCUUUUGCUGACUCUGAAAGGUUUGAUGAGGAUGAUGAGCAAUAUUCUGUACAGGCAAGCGAUUCAAGUUCAAUAAGUCAUCACUGGAGAGGAUGGGACUCAUCUUUGGCCAAAGUGGGCCAAGGUUUUGUCACUAAACCUUUCCUUAUUGCUGAUAGUUCGGCACUCGAUGCUGCAGAUUUAUUGGAAGGUUGUUUUUAAAAUUUUUUUAUAUUCCAAAUAUAGUUUUAUUCGAAUUUUUUUGAUAAGAUCUGUU
Molecule: messenger RNA, 364 nt
Organism: Meloidogyne enterolobii
Lineage: Eukaryota; Metazoa; Nematoda; Chromadorea; Rhabditida; Meloidogynidae
Source: the annotation of a GenBank genome assembly